Messenger RNA from Stegodyphus dumicola, 2192 nucleotides. RefSeq lists its product as uncharacterized. The record is from RefSeq and is a predicted model, not a curated record. NCBI's taxonomy places the organism in Eukaryota, Metazoa, Arthropoda, Arachnida, Araneae, Eresidae.
CGAAUCAUAUGAUAUAAACUUCGAGACUUGUCAUCAUAUGAUCUAACCUUCCAGAAGGAAGAAGUUCAUUCAACGUAAACUAUGCUCAAGUUAGCGAUUGUGUUUUGCCUAUUUUUGGUAGUUAUCCAGGUGUCUUGCAAGCAUGUAACAAAAGAUGAUUCUACACAUUGGAAGAAAUGGCAUUCAAAAACAGAAGAGUCUUCAACAGUUAGUACAAGAUCAUUCAAAACUGAAUAUUCUAGUACAAAAUCACAUGGAAAAAUGCCUAAAUCUACAAGUUAUCCUACAUUGUCUACAACAAAAUAUCAAUGGAAAAAAAAGUAUUCCCGAAAGCACACACCUACAAGCUAUCCUAGUUUGACUACGACAGAACAUCAGUGGAAAAAAAAAUAUUCUCAAAAGCGCACAUCUACAAAUUAUCCUGCUUCAUUUAUAACAGAACAUGAGUGGAAAAAAAAGUAUUCUCGGAAGCAGAGUUUUAGCAAUUACAAACCAGGAUUUGAUUGGAAAAAAUGGUUAUCAAACAGUUAUCAGUCAUCAUAUGACUUCAAAGAUGCUUUCAGCUUUGGAAGUACUUUUGACUGGAAAAAAUGGCUGUCAAACAAAUAUAUACCUUCUAAUAAUAAUACUAAAUUUGAUUGGAAAGAUAAGCUGUUGAAAACUCACAGAAUACCUCCAGAAGAUUCCUCCAGUUCUGGAAAUCAUGUUGAUCCAGAGAAUGGGCUGUUGAAGACCCACAGACUGCCCAUAAUAAAUUCUACUUCUGAUGAAAGUGACUGGAGAAAUAGAUUACUUGAUAAAUUGUCUCCAAUUGAUUCCAGUACUACUGAAGAAAAAUUUAAGCUGCUAAAAACGCAUAGGUUACCUUCAACCAAUAAUGCUGAAAAUUAUAACUGGAAAGCAUGGUUAUUAAAAAGCCAUAAGUGGGCUUCAACAGAUUCUACCAGUUUUAUAACUAAAGUUGAGAAGAAAAAGAAACACAAAUCAAAGCACUUUACUACUACUAGCAAUUUUACUCCCACUGAAAGUACAAAGGACAAAGAAACAAAGUCAACUAGAAGCGUUUACGAUACUGAAGACACAGAAAGAAACUUGCAAGAAAUGCUAGCAGAUUAUGAAGAAAUAUUACCUAGAUAUCAGAAGUAUUAUUUCAAUGAUGAAAACAGACAGCCAUUUCUUGUUGGUAUGCCCUAUCAUGAAAAAAAUCGUUGGUUCCCAAAGUUCAAUCCUCAAGACAGCUAUAAUUGGAUGGAUAGUAGAAAACAGUGGAAUUAUGAAGCAAAUCAACCAGUUAAUACUCAUUUUAACAUGCAAAAUUGGUUUCCAGACACUGAUGAGAAAGAUCAUUCCAGAAUUUCCAAAAAUGGGAAAAAAUUCCCUGCCAGACACAUAUCAAAUAGUGCCACAAAAUUUGACUCAAAGCCAGACUACAUGAAAAGAAACAAGGAAAAAUAUUUUGACUGGAAAAAACUGCUUUCAUCUUAUAUUCCAAAAGAUACUAAAUACAAAGAUUGGCAAAAUGCACUGCCACAUAUACACUUACACAAAAAUUUAGAUGAUGCCUGUUAAAUUACUUGCAAUGGCAGUUACUUUACUUUUAAGUAUAGUCAUACAUAAAAUUCUUAAAAUGUUUCCUUUGCUUCAUGCAUACUAGUUUUAGCAUUUCUUCAAAUAUAAAAAAUAUGUUUAUUGUAUGAACUAGAAGCAUGUAGGAAUUCUUAUGGUUACUUUUACAGAGUCGUACAUUCUUGAAAACAUACAGCAACUGUAAUUAACAUGAGAUUAUUUACAUUUGGAAAAUUAAAUAAAAAAUAAUUCUAAUGUCUACAACUAUGCAAAACACAUCAGAAAUUCUAAAUCAUAAUGUAUGCCAAUCUAAUACAGUUUAAAAACCUGCUCAAUUUGUAAUGCAAUGUUGAUACAUAAUCAAUAUUGUUUCAAUACAAUAAAUACAGUACCAAUUCAUAUGCCCGUGUGUGUAUAUAUAUAUAUAUUGAAUGACCUAAAAUUCACUUAGUUUGAAAACAAGUUUUUUCUAAUACUUGUGCAAUAGCUGCAAAGUAAGAUAAUAAUAAUUUAUAUACUACCAUAAUUCAUGCAUGUGAGAAUAAUCAUCUAUACAUUAAUUUUUUUAAUUUGUUCAUUUACAAACAGCAUGGUUGUUUUGUAUGUAAAUAAAUAAAAAGGUGAAA